GGAGAAAGGUGAAGAGAAAGGCCAAUGAAAAAGGGAUUGUGAAGUAGACGGGAAGCGCUUGGCCCUGGUGUAUGUGCAGAAGACAGUCAUGGUUGGUUCUUUCGGCCUGCUGGUCCUCCUGUGCUCUCUCCCGUCCGUGGUCCCCCUGAGAUGCUAUACCUGUCUGUUCCCUGCCAUUACCCCUCUUGACUGCCUGAAGUUCCCUCUGGAGUGCCCUCCUGAGCAGCGCUGUCUGGCCAGCACCGCCAUCGGCACGCGGGGAGAUGCUUACCCUGUGAUCUUGUACGAGAAAAGCUGUGCUGUCGCCUCCCAGUGUGGUCUGUCAGGCCAGAAAUAUGCCAUGGGCCUCAACUUCACCUACACCAACGAGUGCUGUGACACGGACCUGUGCAACACUGCCCCCUACAGGCCUGGAGCCAUACUCUCCCUCCUGCUCCCUCUCUUUCUCGUUCUUGCUCUGUGGUGAUUUGUCCUCCACAAAAUGGCCGCCCAUACUCUGGUCAUCUUCAAGCUCAUUCCAAUCGCGUUUUUUCUCCUCUUUUCCUCGUGUAGGGGGAAAAUUCACAGAACAAAAGAUCUCCCUCCUAAAAGCAUGACAGACAAUCACAAGUCAAAAUCAGUCUCCACCUUAGUGAGCAGGCUGGUUCCUCCAAAACUCUCGACGAUAUAUACGCUAAAAGUGUAUCAAUAUAUCCGCGCCCCCCUCUGGUGAGCCAGCUUGCACAUCACCACAG
Messenger RNA from Conger conger (European conger), 734 nucleotides. RefSeq names its product protein Bouncer-like. The coding region runs from base 89 to 466 and encodes 125 amino acids. The record is from RefSeq and is a predicted model, not a curated record. The transcript has 3 exons. NCBI's taxonomy places the organism in Eukaryota, Metazoa, Chordata, Actinopteri, Anguilliformes, Congridae.